This is a messenger RNA of Dicrocoelium dendriticum, 553 nucleotides long. The record is from the annotation of a GenBank genome assembly. NCBI's taxonomy places the organism in Eukaryota, Metazoa, Platyhelminthes, Trematoda, Plagiorchiida, Dicrocoeliidae.
GCCAGCAAUACAUCCAACAAGUUAGUAUUCGUUUUUUUGACGCUCUCGGCGGACUAGUUUUCGCCUUGCCACGUCAUGAAUCUAGCGAAGUUCCUACGUGAAUGGGCCGACGAUCACAACCUGUAUAUGGACUAUAAGGGACAAAGGAAGGCAGAAUGGUGUCUGUACAUUAUUAUCGCGAUAUUUUUCUUGAUCGGCUUUCCUCUCGGCUAUUGCAAAGAAAUGCUGUCAAUCAGUAUCUAUACAGUGUUGAUUGGUACAGUUGUUGCUGCAGUUGUCGUACUCCCGCCGUGGCCAUGUUAUCGGAGGAAUCCGCUCAAUUGGCAGAAGGAGCUUGAUUCUUCCACUUCGGUUAAAGUCCAGAAGGACAAAAAAUGUAUGUGAUGAACACUGUUCCUAAUCUUGGGCGUUAAAGUGUUGCUUCAAUUUUUUGCUCCUACUUCGUACUUUCCCCCCUUGUUUGCCUUGACUUGAAGCUUCACAACUUGGAAUUUAACGUCUAAAUACAGUUUCAUUCCUUUGCAAUGAAUGGAAGUUCAUAUAUAGCGUUAAC